GGGACGUUAAGAUGGCGGAGGGUUGGAGCUGACUCCUGCUGCUUUCCGAAGGCUGAUCAAAGGGCACCAGCGUCAGAUGAACCUGAGAAUGAGCUUCUAGAGCUGUAAGCAGAAGGCACAGGGUCACUGAGACACAGGAACCAGCAGCAGCAUGGACAACCAUUCCCCUCACUCCUCUGGUGUUUGUCUCUGUCAUGGAUUUAAGCUCACUGUUGACAGUACAGUUCCCGGGGCCAAAAGGCUGUUGGAUUCCUCAGCACAGGUUCAGGCCCUGCAGUCAGCAAAGAAAGCCUGUGUGCUGAGUCGUGACUGUAGCACUCCAGACCCAGCAAGGGAACUGCUCUGUUCCCCAGGCCCUGCCUGCUUUCAAGGGUCCCCUUGUUUUCUGGAUGUUGCUGACCACAACAACCUUGUUGCCAGUUCUUCUACCUCAAAAUAUGAUGAUGUGGUUAUUUCUUUAGACACCAGCAGAUGUUUUGAUGGUAGUGAGCCAGAUGAUGCCUUGUUGGAACUGUCAGACGGUGAAGAAGGGAAUUCUCCUUUCAAUUUCACUGAGGAAGAGAUCCAGGAAAUCUUGGCAGAUGAUUGUGUGGAAUCUGAGCAGCACCUCACUAGAGAGACAGCUCUGAGCCAAAAUGUGGAUGGAGAGAGUGAAAACAAUGAGAGCAGCAGGAGCAAUGGGGCAGCAACCAUCAGGGAAGGUGUGAACACAGAGAACCCAAAGGAACCUCUGUCCAGAGAGUCUUCUUCAGUCAGUUCUGAAGGUUAUCCCAGCCUUCUGAGUGAAAGUGCUGGUUUGGAUGGGAACCUCCUGCAGUCAACCCAAGUAACUGACAUGUUCUUUGACCUUGACAUCCAGGAGCUUCUGAAUCUUAGCCCAGUCGAUGCUGCUGAUGUGGAUGAGCUGCUGGAGGACAACUGUUUGGAGGAGGCUGAAAAAGAAGCUUUAGGAACAGUCAGCAAUGAUAAAGCUGCUCAUAGCUGUGAUCUUGAAGCUUCCUUGGAGGAGCUGAUGUCCAAUGGCUGGCAAAGCUUGAGGAAGACGCCUGUUACCAGCAGCCCUGUACCUGACAGCUGUGGUGAUGGUGGGGGAAGAUGUGUGCCCUCUGCCGACCACAGUCCAGCUGAGGAUGGUUCAGUGCCUCUGGUGCUGAUGUGUUCCACACCAUUUUCUGUGUCUGAGAGCCAAGAACUUCCCAAAGCAUCCAAGAGCUGUUUGUCAAGGAAACUGAGCUUUCCAGAGGGUGAUGAGGGGGAUUCCGCAGAAGCUGAACAGCCAUCAAACAGCAUGGAAUCAGGUGAUAGAGCUCGAGGCCAGAUUGAGCAGGAAGAGGCAACCAGUGGGAAGGAGCCUGGCAAAGUUAUUCCUGUGCCACAGGAGGAGGAAGAAAGCCUGAAACAAUGGACAUGCACUUUAGAAGCAGAGUUUGAACCUUUAUAUCCAGAGUGUGCACAUCUAUAUGAAGAAAGCUGCAGCUCCUGCAACAGUCUCAUCCAAGAGCCAUCCACUGCAGAGGGUGAAAGGAAGGUGUUUGUAAAGAGCAGAAAUGACCCAGGGUGCAACAAGAAACCCAUCCAAAGGUACAGCCUUGCACAGAGGGUGAACAAGAACGUGGCCAAACACCAUUUCCAGAGCAUUCCUGACCACUUCCAGUGCUGCCUUGUCACAGCCUUGUCGUGUUUGAUUUUGCUGCUGAGGGACUGUGCUGAGUCUUGUUCUGCAUUUAGAGCUGUUGUUAAUGGUUCUGGUUUUGAAUGGUUUGUAUCCUGAUAAAUUGUUUUAUGAUCUGUUUUUAAUAAGGCCUAUGGAAGUUUCUAUGUGUUAGAAACAUUCGGAACUGGUUUUGAAAUGCAAUUUAAAUGUGAUCUGGUUUCUGUAGGAUUUUGGCAUCAGUGGUGUCCUUUGAAUUGAAAACAACCUCCUCAUGGAGUAAGUAACAAACAUAGUUGGUGUUCAAGGCUGUACAGU
Messenger RNA from Melopsittacus undulatus (budgerigar), 1969 nucleotides. RefSeq names its product S100P binding protein (gene S100PBP). Gene Ontology annotation, molecular function: calcium-dependent protein binding. The record is from RefSeq and is a predicted model, not a curated record. Lineage: Eukaryota; Metazoa; Chordata; Aves; Psittaciformes; Psittaculidae. The transcript is spliced from 6 exons. Bases 152 to 1771 code for a protein of 539 amino acids.